GCGGAGCGGCUCGGGCUGCCGGGGAGGCCCGGCUCCCUCCGGACGCCCGGCCAACGGCGGCGGCGGCGGCGAGCCCGCGGCCCUGCCGGGAGGGAGAGCGGCGCCGCGGUGCUCCCGGGCGGGCGGCGCGGCGAGCAGUUCCAGAGAACUGCUGGUUUAUGUUUUAGCUCUUGCCAAGUUGUGAAAAUAGUGAAGGAUGCUUAGACUACCUAACAUUCAAAUUGCUCUCUGGUUAAUCAUCUUUAGAAGACUGGAUUUCUGGACAUCAUCUCCAUUCUUCUAUUGACUUUUAAGAUAUGAUAAUGCAAACCUUUAACACUGGCAAUCAUCCAUGAACCUUUAAUUGCACUGGUUAAUAGUGUUUCAAGCUUCCUCAGGGAAUAUACAAUGACAUCAGCUGUGGUUGACAGUGGAGGAGGUUCUGUUUUGGAGCUUUCCAGCAGUGGAAUAGAGAAUCAAGAGGAAAGUGAGAAGGUUUCUGACUAUCCAGCAGUGAUUGUGGAGCCAGUUCCGAGUGCCAGAUUAGAGCAGGGCUAUGCCGCCCAGGUUCUGGUUUAUGAUGAUGAGACUUAUAUGAUGCAAGAUGUGGCAGAAGAACAAGAAGUUGAGACCGAGAAUGUGGAAACAGUGGAAGCAUCAGUUCAUAGCAGUAAUGCACACUGCACAGAUAAGACGAUUGAAGCUGCUGAAGCCCUGCUUCAUAUGGAAUCUCCUACCUGCUUGAGGGAUUCAAGAAGUCCUGUGGAAGUGUUUGUCCCUCCUUGUGUAUCAACUCCAGAAUUUAUCCAUGCUGCUAUGAGGCCAGAUGUCAUUACAGAAACUGUAGUGGAGGUGUCAACUGAAGAAUCUGAACCAAUGGAUACCUCUCCUAUUCCUACAUCACCAGAUAGCCACGAACCAAUGAAAAAGAAAAAAGUUGGCCGUAAACCGAAGACCCAGCAAUCACCAAUUUCCAAUGGGUCUCCUGAGUUGGGUAUAAAGAAGAAACCCAGAGAAGGAAAAGGAAACACAACCUACUUGUGGGAGUUUCUUUUAGAUCUACUUCAAGAUAAAAAUACUUGUCCCCGGUAUAUUAAGUGGACUCAGAGAGAAAAGGGCAUAUUCAAGCUUGUGGAUUCAAAGGCUGUCUCUAAGCUUUGGGGAAAACAUAAGAACAAGCCAGACAUGAACUAUGAAACUAUGGGACGAGCUUUGAGAUAUUAUUACCAAAGGGGCAUUCUUGCAAAGGUUGAAGGACAGAGGCUUGUUUAUCAGUUCAAGGAUAUGCCCAAAAACAUAGUGGUCAUAGAUGAUGACAAAAGUGAAACCUGUAAUGAAGAUUUGGCAGCAGCUGCUGAUGAAAAGUCAUUAGAACGAGUCUCACUAUCUGCAGAAAGUCUCCUGAAAGCAACCUCUGUUCGUGGUGGGAAAAACUCAUCUCCUCUAAACUGCUCCAGAGCAGAGAAGGGUGUAGCGAGAGUUGUGAAUAUCACUUCCCCUGGUCAUGAUGCUUCGUCCCGGUCUCCUACUACUACCACAUCUGUAUCAGCAACAGCAGCCCCAAGGACAGUUCGUGUGGCAAUGCAAGUUCCUGUUGUAAUGACGUCAUUGGGCCAGAAAAUUUCAACUGUGGCAGUUCAGUCAGUUAAUGCAGGUGCACCAUUAAUAACCAGCACUAGUCCAACAACAGCAACCUCUCCAAAGGUAGUUAUUCAGACAAUCCCUACUGUGAUGCCAGCCUCUACUGAAAACGGAGACAAAAUCACCAUGCAGCCUGCCAAAAUUAUCACCAUCCCAGCUACACAGCUUGCACAGUGUCAACUGCAGACGAAGUCAAAUCUGACUGGAUCUGGAAGCAUUAACAUUGUUGGAACCCCACUGGCUGUGAGAGCACUUACUCCUGUUUCCAUAGCCCAUGGUGCACCUGUAAUGAGGCUAUCAGUGCCUACUCAACAGGCAUCUGGCCAGACUCCUCCCCGAGUGAUCAGUGCGGUCAUAAAAGGGCCAGAGGUUAAAUCGGAGGCAGUGACAAUAAAGCAGGAACAUGACGUGAAAACGUUGCAGCUGGUACAAGAAGAAAAACCGGCAGAUGGAAAUAAGACAGUGACACAUGUAGUGGUUGUCAGUGCCCCUUCAGCUAUUGCCCUUCCUGUAACGAUGAAAACGGAAGGACUGGUGACAUGUGAGAAAUAAAAGAGCAGCUCUGCCGUGGACGUUGGACUGUUAGUAAUAGUACUAACAAAUGUUUGCAAGGGAUGUCAUCAAGAAAAGUCAAAAGGAGACUUUAAAACAUUUUAAUGCAUAUAGGAAAACAAUCAAACCUACUGGAAAUAAGUUACCUAUCCCAUGUUUCAGUGGGAAAUGAACUACAUAUUGAGAUGCUGACAGAAAACUGCCUCUUACCUAGGAAACAACUGAACCCAUCAAUAAAGGAUUGAAAGGGACCAAGCAACUCACUACAAUAUCAAGUUACACUAAGACUUGGAACACUAACAUUCUGGAUGUCUCAAACAAGAACCUAAAAGGAUAGAGUGAACAUUAUUUCCCUCCCCUACAGAGCAAAAGGCUCUGUCAUUCAGCCUGGGUGUGUAGUGGGCUGUACUGCAGUUUUUGUAAGUACACGAUAAUGCUCACAUGAUGCUGAAACCCGCUAAUGAUGCAUUUCUCAGAACCUGUCCCUAUCUGUAAGUGGCUGGUGACUAUAUUGUUGGACACCUGAAAUUCACAUAUUGACUUUCAUUCUCAUUCAGAUUUGUUUACUCAAGGCUGUCGUGAUCUCUCAGGUUGGUGUACUUUGGGGUACGUAAACAAUAUUUAAUGCCUGUACAUAAGUAUUCUAAUUAGUGUUUCUCAGCAACAUGAUCACUAUUAGCCAUGCUAAGAUUUGAACCAAAUAGUAUGGAUGUUUUUUGUGCUUGCCAUUCCUUCCAGGUAGUCCCAAGAGUUUGUUUACAAUGUACUGAGAAACGUUUGUUUCAAAAGUGGUUCCAGUGCAGAAUACUUGGGUGAACCAUUUUGGGAGCUCCAACAUUGGCACUGAGAGAUACCAUCUUACAUAAGCACAGCAAAGAUGUCUUCAAUGUGCAGCUAUAGAUCUGCUUUAGAAAUUCUGUGUGUAAAUGAAUAGUGAACCCACCAUGUUAACAGUAUAAAAAUAUCAAACCACCCUAGCUGGUUUAGCUGUGGACAGAGCGUUGGCCUGUGGACUGAAGGGUCCUGGGUUUGAUUCCUGGUCAGCACAUAUGCCUGAGUUGUGGACUCGAUUCUCAGUGUGGGGCCUGUAGGAGGCAGCCAGCCGAUAAAUGAAUCUCUCAUCAUUGAGGUUUCUAUAUCUCCCUCUACCUUCCUCUCUGAAGUUGGUAUAAAAGAUCAAACCUACCAGAUUCUUUUUAGGCUAAAAAUACAAGCUAUUACAGUACUAGUUUUAAAAGACGAUUUAUUAAUUUUAAAUAUAUACAACUCAUGGAUUAAAAUAUUUAUUACCAAUAGGUUAUUUGCUGGGAUUUUGCUUGGAAGGGGCUUCACCUGUUACCUUGACCGCAUUUUUUUUUUCCCAAUGAAAGAAUUCCAGGUUAUCUUUCCUUUUACAUUUCUUUCUAGACACUUUGAAUAGCCUUGUGAACAGGCUUUCUAGUUACCCAUCUCUGAAAAGGGCCCACUGAUUUUACUAGAAAAGCACAUUCCAAUACAAAUCACUGUGACAUUGGCCACUUAUGUAUACCAAUAGCAUUCCAACAGAAAACUGUAAAAGUAACAGUGAUUAAAUAACAAAGACCAACUGGUCAUGGGAUCUCUUCAAGAAAUACAAUGGGAACAUGGAGGCACAGCAAGAAUUGUUAUGAAGAACUUAUCAAGGCCAGCUAUUUCCAUUUAAAA
Molecule: messenger RNA, 3855 nt
Organism: Pipistrellus kuhlii (Kuhl's pipistrelle)
Lineage: Eukaryota; Metazoa; Chordata; Mammalia; Chiroptera; Vespertilionidae
Gene: ELF2
Product: E74 like ETS transcription factor 2
Exons: 11
Coding region: 388-2172 (594 amino acids)
Biological process (GO): cell differentiation; regulation of transcription by RNA polymerase II
Cellular component (GO): nucleus
Molecular function (GO): DNA-binding transcription factor activity, RNA polymerase II-specific; sequence-specific DNA binding
Source: RefSeq, a predicted model, not a curated record